Raphanus sativus (radish) is the source of this 2615-nucleotide messenger RNA. Its product is annotated as putative cyclic nucleotide-gated ion channel 15. The coding region runs from base 439 to 2493 and encodes 684 amino acids. Gene Ontology annotation, cellular component: membrane. Gene Ontology annotation, biological process: transmembrane transport; potassium ion transport. The transcript is spliced from 7 exons. NCBI's taxonomy places the organism in Eukaryota, Viridiplantae, Streptophyta, Magnoliopsida, Brassicales, Brassicaceae. The record is from RefSeq and is a predicted model, not a curated record. Gene Ontology annotation, molecular function: protein binding; voltage-gated potassium channel activity.
CAACUUCCUUUUUUAGUUUUCACAUGUCGACAUUUUUUCCCAUAAAAAAUAAGUCUAUAAUCUGUUGCAGGGUUUUGCGGUCUUGUUUUGCUUGUUACCUAAGCGACUCAAAACUUUUUCCCUAUUUUCUUUCUAACUAGUCGUUCAUUUCCGCAACAGAUUCACAUAUCAUGGGUUUCCUCUUUUAAUCACACAAAGCUCGUCUUCUUGCUCAUCACUACUCGAUACUACUAGAUCUUUUGUGUACAGUUGUAUAUACAAACACACGUGUCAGUCUGAUCCCAGAUAUGGGUUUAGUUUCUUCCCUAUUUUCCUGGAAGUUGAUAUUCUUGUGGCUUAAAUGGGGUUUUCUUCAUUGAUAUAAAGUAAAGCUUGAUUCACGGUUCAUAACAGCUGUAAAGUUUUGAGACUUCUCGUGUUAUUAAAGAGAAAAAAGCAAUGGGUUAUGGUAACUCAAGAUCUGUGAGAUUUGAAGAAGAUUCAGAAGUAACAAAGCCACAAGCUGUUCAUGAAGAAUCUGCAGUCAAGCUCAAGUUUAAAAUCAACGGAGCUCAAAUCUCUCCUGGAAAGAAUGUUAAGAAGAUGACUAGAGGGAAGUCUUUCAAAGCUAAAGUACUAUCCAGAGUGUUCACUGAGGAUCUUGAGAGAGUUAAAAACAAAAUACUCGAUCCUCGUGGACAAACAAUAAGAAGAUGGAACAAGCUCUUUCUCAUAGCAUGUUUGGUUUCUCUGUUCGUGGACCCUCUGUUUUUCUUCUUACCGGUCAUGAGAAAAGAAGCUUGUAUCACCAUCGGAAUCAGACUCGAGGUGGUUCUCACGGUUAUUAGAUCUUUGGCUGAUGCUUUCUACAUCGCUCAGAUUGUUAUACGGUUUAGAACGGCUUACAUCGCUCCUUCUUCUCGUGUGUUCGGUAGAGGAGAGCUUGUGAUUGAUUCAAGAAAGAUUGCUUGGAGAUAUCUCAACAAAAGCUUCUGGAUUCAUUUGGUUGCUGCUUUACCUUUACCUCAGGUGUUGAUUUGGAUCGUAAUCCCAAACCUAAGAGGCUCACCAAUGACAAACACCAAGAACGUUCUUAGAUUCAUCAUUAUAUUCCAGUAUGUCCCAAGGAUGUUCCUUAUAUUUCCGCUCUCUCGCCAGAUCAUUAAAGCCACUGGUGUCGUAACUGAGACUGCUUGGGCAGGAGCCGCCUACAACCUCAUGCUAUAUAUGCUAGCAAGCCAUGUUUUAGGUGCUUGUUGGUACUUGCUUGCAGUAGAGAGGCAAGAGGCUUGCUGGAGACAUGCUUGCAACAUCGAGAAACCCAUUUGUCAAUACAGAUUCUUUGAGUGCAGAAGGCUUGAAGAUCCUCAAAGGAACUCUUGGUUCGAAUGGAGCAACAUAACAACUAUGUGCAAACCUGGAACUAGGUUUUAUGAGUUUGGUAUUUACGGAGAUGCAGUAACUUCAACUGUUACUUCGUCAAACUUCAUAAACAAGUACUUUUACUGUCUCUGGUGGGGACUGAAAAACCUCAGUUCCUUGGGACAAAAUUUCUCCACAAGCACUUACGUUGGCGAGAUUAUCUUCGCUGUUGUCAUGGCUACUCUAGGGCUUGUUCUCUUUGCACUGCUUAUUGGAAAUAUGCAAACAUAUUUACAGUCAACAACCAUGAGACUCGAAGAAUGGAGGAUAAGGAGGACAGAUACAGAGCAGUGGAUGCACCAUAGGCAGCUUCCUCCAGAGCUAAGACAAGCCGUGAGAAAAUAUGAUCAAUACAAGUGGUUAGCUACACGAGGAGUCGAUGAAGAAGCUUUACUGAUAAGUCUUCCUCUUGAUCUCCGAAGAGAUAUCAAACGCCAUCUCUGUUUUGAUCUUGUUCGCCGUGUUCCGCUGUUCGAUCAAAUGGACGAAAGAAUGCUUGACGCGAUCAGCGAGAGGCUAAAACCGGCCUUAUGCACUGAAGGUACGUUUCUUGUGAGAGAAGGUGACCCGGUUAACGAAAUGCUCUUCAUAAUCAGAGGCCAUCUUGAUUCUUACACAACAAAUGGAGGCAGAACAGGGUUCUUCAACUCUUGUCUCAUAGGACCAGGAGAUUUCUGCGGCGAGGAGUUGCUUACCUGGGCCUUAGAUCCUCAUCCCGUUGUGAUCUUACCGUCUUCGACACGCACCGUCAAAGCCAUUUACGAGGUUGAAGCUUUUGCUUUGAGAGCUGAAGAUUUGAAGUUCGUGGCUAUGCAGUUUAGGAGAUUACAUAGUAAGCAGUUGAAACAUAAGUUUCGGUUUUACUCUCAUCAAUGGAGAACUUGGGCGGCUUGUUUCAUACAGGCUGCUUGGAGACGGCACAAGAAGAGGAAGUAUGCGACUGAGCUGAGGGUUAAAGAGGAGUUUCAAUUUAUGUUUGAGACGGCCUCGAUGGUUAGGCUCAACAGUGGGAAGUUUACUCGUAGUGGCUCGGAUUCUGGUAUGGUAUCUUCGAUUCAGAAACCAGUAGAACCGGAUUUUUCUAGUGAAUGAAAUUGAUAUAUAUAUGAUUGCUUUGAAUUAUUAUUUUUGUAGCUUCUUUUUGUAUAAUUAAUGUGUAUUAUUUAACUCUAACUCUUUUAAUCGUUUGAAAAUGCUAUUAAGUUAUUUGAUCA